This is a messenger RNA of Juglans regia (Persian walnut), 606 nucleotides long. RefSeq lists its product as uncharacterized. The record is from RefSeq and is a predicted model, not a curated record. The transcript has a single exon. NCBI's taxonomy places the organism in Eukaryota, Viridiplantae, Streptophyta, Magnoliopsida, Fagales, Juglandaceae. Bases 1 to 606 code for a protein of 201 amino acids.
AUGGAGAAAACUGCUAUGAUCUUUAGUGGCAAUGUUUCAAGGGCCAGUCAGGAAGAGUUAAGGCAGCUAUGGGGUGUCUCUGAAGUGCAAGAUUAUGGGAAGUAUUUGGGUCUUCCUCCUGCAAUUGGUCGAUCAAAGACAAAUGCCUUUUCUGAGAUUAAACAAAAAGUGUGGAAAAAGCUUCAAGGUUGGAAGGAAAAUAUGUUAUCCCAAGGUGGGAGGGAAGUUUUGAUCAAGGCAGUGGCCCUUUCACUCCCAACUUAUUCAAUGAGCUGUUUUCUUCUCCCAAUUUCUCUAUGUUCUGAAUUUGAAUCCAUGAUGGUAAAGUUUUGGUGGAGCCAAAAGAAGGAUGAAAAGAGAAUUCAUUGGAUGAGUUGGAGGAAAAUGUGUGAGCAGAAAGGGAAAGGGGGAUUUGGUUUUAAGGAUCUGCAUGUAUUCAACUUGUCUUUGCUAGCCAAACAAGGGUGGAGGAUUAUGCAAGAAACAGACUCUUUGAUCCAUAAAGUUUCGAAGGCAAAAUACUUCCCUCAUGGAGUGUUCUUAGAAGCUGGUUUAGGUAAGAGGCCUUCUUCACCUGGCGAGGCAUUUGGGGGGCCAAGAAGUUGA